AUGGAAGACGCCUUCGAUUUGGCUCAGAUCUCUCUUCGAUCCCUCCUUCUUUCCGACACCGACGAUUUCAUGGUCUGGGCCACCGAUGAACGAGUGGCCAAAUUCUGCAGCUGGGAACCCUACACAAGCAGAGACGCCGCCGUCGAUUUCAUACAAAACUUCACCAUAAAGUGCUUCUUGUUCCGGGAGAUUUGCGUCGGCGAUCACGCGAUCGGAUCGACUUCUGUUCGAACCAAGGCCGGGGAUGACGUGGCCAGAGCGAAAUCUGCAGAACUUGGGUAUGUUUUAGGGUCGAAGUAUUGGGGGAAAGGGAUCGCGCUGAAGGUGGUGAAGCAGAUGGUGGAAAUGGCGUUCGUUGAGUUGCCGGACCUGGAGAGGCUUGAAGCUCUGGUUGAUAUUGAGAAUGUGGCGUCUCAGAGAAUCCUAGAGAAGGCUAGGUUUCAGAGGGAAGGAAUUCUCAGGAAGUUCUUGUUCAUGAAAGGAAAAUCCAGAGAUAUGGUCAUGUUCAGUGUGAUUUCAGACGAAGCUCGAGCUUGAUUUGUUUGUUAUAUGUUCAUCUUCAUCAUCGUUCUUAGCUUGGCUUGAAGCCAUAGCGACUUCGAAUUCGGAUUUCGGAGUUCAAAGUCAAAUGGUCAGAGUUCGGACUCAGCAACUGAUUACUGAAGGCAGUAAACAUGUCAUUCUUUUGGUCUCU
Molecule: messenger RNA, 694 nt
Organism: Prosopis cineraria
Lineage: Eukaryota; Viridiplantae; Streptophyta; Magnoliopsida; Fabales; Fabaceae
Exons: 1
Coding region: 1-537 (178 amino acids)
Molecular function (GO): acyltransferase activity, transferring groups other than amino-acyl groups
Source: RefSeq, a predicted model, not a curated record